UCCACCCUGAACGGACUAAACGCAUCAGCCGUCCACGUCUGCCGGGGAAGAAAAGCGCGUGGGGAUGCUCCGCGCGGGCAUAGUGAGAGAAACGCGCGCGCUUAAUGAUAACUAUUUAGACAACGAGCCAAUUAACUGGUAAUUACAUAAGUGGUAGUGAAACAGUCGGUGCGUCUGCCAGUCGGCUCAGAUUAGAACAGAGGACAUGGUGGUAUUUAUUCAAUAGGACUUUUUGCGUUUUUCACCAACACAUCUUGGAUUUGUGUCGUUAUCACAAAGCAAGUGUGGAGCCGAGGACGAGGUCCAAACCAUUGAAGACAGACCUGCAUCAGAGAGAGAGAUGACCCUAGUUUUGUCCAUGAAUCCUUUCCUGGACCCAGAGGGAGACCCUCCGCUCUCCACAUACCAGCCUAUAUGGGAGUCGGAGCGUUGCACUAAGACCCGCCUGUCGAACGCUGCCCCACCAGGCAGCUCUGUAGAGCAAUUUACACAAGAAACCCCCUGCAGGCGAGUUCCUGAUCAUGUUUCAGUAUCAAGGAUUGCAUACUUCAAGAGGAAGUUUGUUGACGAUGACGAUGAGCCUCGAUUCAGCUUCAGAACAUACUGCCAAACCGUUGCCCCAGUCUUGGAGGAGCGUGCCCAUGUGCUGCGCCUCUCCCUGGAGAAGAUGCGGUUCAUUGACGACCCCGAGGCCUUCCUCCGACGCUCCGUCCUUGUUAACAACCUCCUUCGGCGCCUGCGAGCUGAGAUUAUUCUCCAGAGCACUGAAUGGUGCUUCCCACCCAACCCAGCAUUUACCAAUGGCCCCUGCGCCCCGUCACCCAGUGCAAACCCUGCGAACCAGGCACUCCACGGAGCACUACCCACCCGGAUCUGCUUAUCACCCCAAGCCGGGCCGCCCUUCCGUAAGCGCUUCCGAAUGGUCCGUGGAGGACAGGGGGAGCUACGCCCCGACUGUGCCCAGACAUGCUGCUGCAUCUACGCAGCGGCGGCCGCUGCAGGACACUACCUCCACCUCCCGUUCUCCAUGUACGAUGCAGCUCUCUCAGCCUGCCCGUCCACACCACACUCUUCCUCUUUUUUUCAGCUAGCUAGCCAUGGUAAGCUAGGACUGACAGUGGCCAUAGAAGAUCAUGAAGAUGAGGAUGAAGAUAUCACAACUGUCAUCUAA
Molecule: messenger RNA, 1171 nt
Organism: Anoplopoma fimbria (sablefish)
Lineage: Eukaryota; Metazoa; Chordata; Actinopteri; Perciformes; Anoplopomatidae
Gene: sertad4
Product: SERTA domain containing 4
Exons: 5
Coding region: 341-1171 (276 amino acids)
Cellular component (GO): nucleus
Source: RefSeq, a predicted model, not a curated record